CUCGGUAGUACCUCGUCGUAGUUGGAUCGUAGUCGUCGUCGAGAUAUCGCCCGUUCCUCCCAGAAGAGCAGGCCCCAAGAAGGAGACGUGAGUUCCGGACGGUUGGUCGGUCUCGGUCGGUCAUCGCCGCCUUCUUACCGGGCUUUAGUGCAGCAAGUCCAGUUUUCUCACCUCUUUCCACCUUUUGUUUCUCGUGGUGGCUUCCCAACGCGAUCAAUCGGUGCUUGUUUUUGCUCUUGGAUCUUUCUCAAGUUCUUCGCGAUGAUGGAAGUGGAUCUGGUUUCUAGAAAGAGAAGAAGCCAUCGUGCACAAUAACAUACCUGGGGAUAAAGGCAAAAGCACACAGAAUACACAGAAGUGAAGCCAACGCAGAUGUGAGUGUUGGUCGAAGUGAUCGUUCUGAAGAAUACCCCUAUAGUGCCUGUAGUGGGGAAACGGUGUGCAAAACUGAAGAACGAAAUUCGCGAUCGCGCGCUGGAUCUUGAUGACGUGUGCGUGUGUGUGUUGGUGCGCGCAUAGAAGAAGACGGCAGCAGUGGCAGUGAACCUAGCCAGAAGAAGAACAUAGGAGGGCUCGACAAGUAUUUGGCGAUCGCGACUUGAUCGCGUCCGAAAGUAACGAAACCCUUCUGCGACAAAUUCAAAGGUUUCGCGGUUGGUGUAAUUUCGCAGUGGAGUCGAGUGGACCUCGGAUUUCAGUGACUUCGUGUGUUGGUGAAGGAAUUUGAUUCAUACGGAGUCGAAGACAAAUUCCUCAAAGUCUACAGAGGUGGACAAAUUCUGCAAUCGCAUCAGUUGUCCGUUCGCAGUCGAUUCUUGUUGGGGGCUGUUUUUGUUCCGCAUUCUGUUUUGUUAUAACAUAAGCAUAAGUGAUAUACAUAUGCGAUCACCGCAAGUGCCGGACAGGUAUCCAACGAAAGGGUGCGAAAAAGAAGAACACAGAAGAAGGAAAACCCGCAACACGAAGGUGCAGCAAGCAGGCAAACAAUUCAUAAGUUGUGGCCGGUAUGUGCAGUGAUUGUUUCUGAAUUAGUGCCGAUCAAUAGGCGAAAAGCCGGGAGUGAGGCGGUUUUAUAAAUACUUGGAGUGUUUUCGAAGUGUGAAAAGCGGCAGCUACGAUCACUCAUUCGAUCGCAUUAGUAAAAGGUGUGAAGAAUUUUCCCAAACAAUUUGGCUGACGGGCUAGUUCGAUGGAUGUUUACACUAAUUGGCUGAUUUUGAGUGGAAAUCGAUGGUUUCGAGCAAGCGUAGCCCCAUAAGUGGAUGGUUUUGAAUUCAUAGUGGACUUCUUCUGCAGUGGAGACCAGAUUGGCGUCGUCAACCUUGCGAGACGAAAGUAUUGGAACAAUCCACAGGACAAAUAUCCAUCACCGUUCAUAGUCGGAUCGUUUUAAUCAGCUUCGAAGCAAAAAAAAGCGCAGUUGGACAAUUUCCUGACUCGCGUUUGCGGAGGAAUUCCAUUAGUGAACGCACACACACGAGAGAGAGAGAGGGGAUAUCAAUAACCAUUAAAAGUUUUGUGUGCAUACAUAUCGGCGAGUAAUUGCGACCCGAAUCAAUCAGCCGAAAACAGCUGCGCGGCAAAAGUGUGUGUGCGGAGUUUUUGGCCUUAAAAGCUUCUAUCCGAUUCGGUGGAGUGCUCUAGCCUAGGCUUAUCGGGGCCAAUUUUCGCGGAGUGUGGCCCCCUUGGCCAGCGUCGAAAAGAGGCGUCUCGAAGAAAGAUAGGAGAAAGUGAAAAUUCGCGCCAUAAUGCUCUAAUGCUUGCGGGGAAAAGUGGUGCGCGUCAGAGUAAUUAAACAUUAUUAACUAAUAAAGAGAAUAAAAUUAUAAUCAUCCAGCAAGAGAGUGAAAAACAAUUGCUUUCCCCCCUUUCUGGUGUGGUAUCAUCAAGUAUCGCGUAUGGGCAUUACGAAAGGAAAAGCUGUGUGGUGCCGCGUUAAGACAAUAACAUGGAAAUUGAUCUGUUAUUGUUAACUAAUGUCCAUACGAGCAAAUCCACUGAAAGCUGCUUCAUCAUCGCCAUCACCAGAAACAACAAUAGUUACAGCAUUCCCAAUAACCAACGCCGGUGCAGAAAUUCCGAAGAGGACGGCGACGACGACGACCUCAUCAACACCUAAACCAGCCUCAGCCGGGGGAAAACGAAAUUACACAACCCUCUCUUCGACAACAUCAUCAUCAUCUUCAUCUUCAACGGUUGGGGGCAAACAAGAUCACCCCCUUUCACCCCUUAACUAAUGCAUAAUCACAAAGUCGUCGUCGUCGUGGGCCGUGUUUGGCGGCGAAAUUUGAUUUAAUUAAGCGCCCGCCACUCGGGGAAAACAAUAGUCUCCCCCUUUUAACGCCCUCUUUCCCACCAAAACACAGAGUGGGGGGGUUGAGCGCUCAGCAAUUAUCACCGCCCCAAUCUACCACCCCUCGGAAGAUCCGCGAAGAAGUCCGGAAAGUUUCCGUCCAUGUGAAGCUCUCGUGACGCGUGAGCGGCUUAAAGUGCGAAAAAAGGUCAAACCCUGGAUGUGAGCCGAGUUCGCAGAAGAAAGCUCGACGUGUUUGCGUGCGAGGGAAAAAAUGCUCCCCUUUGUGCAAUCAACUCGAGAGUUCCCCCCAGUAGUGUGAAUAGCGUGAAGCGCGCUCGAAAAAAGUUUUUUUUAAGGUUUUCUAAAAUCUCGAAGAAGUAAGCAAACUGCGGAGAAUAAGAAGAAGAAGCAACAGUUUGCGAAUGUGUACAGUGUGGAGUGUUAUAGUGUCUAGGCUUGUUCGUUACGGGAAGAUAUCUCGCCUCUACUAAACAAUGGAUCGGUUUAGUGCGAACAACGGAUCGGCCAGUGCCAGCGUUGGUGGUGCGACUUCAACUCUAGGUACUCAGGCCGUCAAUAGCGGUAACAAUGCUGCAAGUAUCCCCCCAUCCAGUGCUAUCACCAGCAGUAACAACGCCACUUCGACCGCCGUCGCCAAUAAUAGCAACAGCUCCAACAAUAGCAAUGUGAAGUUGCGCCCUGAUCGUGGUAAUGCGUCCAUUGACUCGACGCUUUCAUCGGCGUCAUCUUCGUCGUCGUCGGUGGCGGCGGCUGCUGGGGUCGCCGGAAUUGCAUCCAGCUAUCGGCGCUCGUUCCAUCACCGGCUGGGACCGGGCAGUGCCAGUGCAACGUCCGAUUACAGCAUGUCCACCGUGGCCGAAUCGAUACAGGACGAGCAGCACGCGGCGUCGAAUAGCGCACAAGGCGUUGGGCACCACCCGGCAGUUGGACCUACCGCGGCCAACCACAACACCCCUGGGCUACCGGGAAUGCUACCGCCGGGACCGCACAACAACAGCAACCUGACGCAAGCCGGCCUCGAGGAGUACAGCAGGUCCUACUACGAGCAAACCGUCCAGAUGUACCACCACCAGAAGCAGUCGUCGUACGCCCAAUCCGAGGGCUACCACAGCUACGUGUCCAGUUCGGAUUCCAGCUCGACGCCGUUUCUCGAUCGAUUGCGUCAGGACAGCGAACUGCUCCUGUCCCGAAACUGGUCCCAGCAGGACCUGCAGCAGCUGUCCUCGUCCAGCAACAGCAUCGCGGACAACAACAGCUCGGAGAGCACAUCGUCGACGGAGACGCUCAAGUGGCUGGGUUCGAUGAGCGACGUUUCGGAGGCAAGCCAUGCCACCAGUAUGUCCGCCCUGUCCAGUGCCGGUUCCAGCUCGCAGCUGAUUGCGCAUAGUUCGCGGGUGCGGACGCCUCAACGCCACAACUCGGAAAGCAUUCUGUUCAUGACGAGUGACGAGCAGCAACAGCACUUGCUGCACCAGCAUCAGCACCAAACCUUGCUCGGAGGCAACGGCGGAGGCAGCGGUAGUCAUCCAGUGUCUUCUUCGGCGUCGAUGGGAUCGCUUCAUCACCAUCACCAUCCACACUUGAGCAACGGCCUCCAGCAUCAGCAAGCAAGUCCCACCAGUUCCAGCUCCGGGGGUUCUCCGGUGGGCGAUGAUCUCCGGUUUCAGCAUAGGACGGCAUCCAAUGCGUCUUUGGCAUCCUCGAAUGGGACGGGGAGUGGCAGCAGCAAUUCGGUCCGAUCUAGUCGUAGCAAUAAUCGGCUGUUUCCCAUCAGCACCUACACCGAGAUUCCUAGCAGCAGUAACGGCGGCAACGGCAGUGGCAACGGUGCCAACCUUAAUAGUAGUAGUAUUAGCAAUAGCAGUAGUAGCAACAUUCAAACCAGUAGUCAGCCGGCUACCCCCAGCGGGACGACGAAUUUAGCUGAUGGAUCCAAGCAACUCAGUCCGCACAACUGGCAAUCGGUAGCCGAGCGCAUCAACGAGCUUGAAAAGCACCAACAGCAGAGCCUAUCCAUGCUCAACAACAACAGCAUCGGCAACACUGGCAUCAGCAACAACGCCCACGCCAAUCCUUCCAAGAAUCUAAGUCAACACGCGGCACCCCUAACAGCGACAGCCCAGUCUAAACCGCCGCACCAAACCCCUCCGAAGUAUACGUAUUUCGAUCCGUCCAAAACGCACCGGGUUUCGAACCCCUCGCUAAAAGCGUUCCAGAAAAACGCUGUGAUAUCCUACUUCGAGCGACAGCAGGCCCACGCCCGCGAAAGCAACCACAACCUCUCGCGACCGACGACCCUCAACCUGAACCACCAUUCGUCCGGGUCGCCCCCUAAUCUAAAAAUGGCCUCGCAACGUUCCUCCAUCUCCAGUGCGUACUCCUCGUCCGGCAGUACCAUGGAUUUGACCCCGUCCUCGCAAUCGCCAAUCGUUGGCAACUACCACCACCACCCGAGCAUCGUCGUCCAGCAACAACUGGACAAGAUCGCCGCCAACAAUCUCCGGAACCAGCUGGCUUCCGUCCACACGAUGAAUCUCCUGAACAAAGUUCAAUCACCGCCGUCCCAAACCCAAAUGGAAUCGCAAAUGAUCAGCAACGCCACGCUUAUUCUCGGCGAUCAAACCCCGGACGAUCUUCAUCACGUGGAUGCUAAUGGAUCUCCACCACCGCCUCCGCCGCGAUCGCGCUCGAUCGGAAUGCCCGGCCUGAACAGCAGCGCCACCAUGUCAACGGCAGCCGCCACGCACGCAGCCCAUCUGGCCACGGUUCGAAGGACCUCCUCUGCAUCGGAGUAUUCUUCCGUUCGGGACAAAAUGGUUCAACAGCGGCAGCAACUGUCCAAGGAUCUCCUCGGACCGAUGAUCAUGGGGCCGAUUAUCGCGCUAGACGACUGGGUGCCGGAACGGCCCCCGAAAAAUCCCAUGCUUCGGAUACCAAGCCCAGAACUGCCACCACCUCCGCCGAUGAUGAGCCCUACCGAAGACGUGAUCCUGUUGAACCAAGACGAACCUCUCCCUCCGCCACCCCCGGAAAUCCUACGACACAUUCGUCAACUCAGCGAUUCCGGAGAACCCAAAUCUCAAACAACCAGCCGUCGCAACAGCUUCGCCGGUCAAACCAACAAGAAGUCCCUCUACCGGGCGUCCACCAUCGAGAACCUUUCCCCACCUCCUCCGGGAGCUCCCCCACCACAGUCCCAAAUCAGUCAGCUGAUCAUUCCUCCCGCCGUCCCCAAAAAGCCCCAGCCGAUGGAACCGCAGGUCAUCUAUCGACGACCUUCGUCCAGCAUGGCCAAAUCGCAACCUCCCCCUCCCUCCAAUGCCCUUCACCAGGCGCACAGGAUCAUGGUCAACGGCAAAACUGACCAGCGACACUCGCUCCCUAUGCCCCUUCAAUCCUCCCCACCUCUCCACCACCAGCAACUGGUUCCCCGGCAGUCCGAUUCGCGCCUUUCGAUGCGCAAGCGAUCGCACAACUCCCAGCAAAUCCCGGUGGCGGAGUAUCUGCUGAAAGCGGCCGCCGUUGCCGUUGCGCAUCAUCAAACUCAGAACCAAACCAACGGGGGUGGUGCACCUCUCGGUUCGAAUGCAGUAAAUGGUGGAGUGGCGAUGACAUCGCCUCCGCCGCCGCUGAAGCCUCGGAUGUCGCUCCAGCAACAGCAGCAGCAGCAACAGUGCCAACAACAGCCGUUAUCACCGCUACAGGAUCUCCAGAAUGGACCGCUGUUAUCCAUGGGCAGCAAAAGGAGCAAUUCCAAGGCCUCGUAUCUGCCGCGGCAGCCCCGAGAUAAGCUGCACUCGGACCCCGAUCAUGGUAGCUACAAACUGACAUUGACCUCGAACGAGGACAGUAUCAACCACAACGACGUCUUCCCGGAGGAAAUCCUGUCCCCCUCGCCCAAGUGCAAUCUACCGGACGUGUUGCCCCCUGGGGUCAAAUAUUCGCUCUAUUCGAACAACAAUAACAACAGCGUUAGUAAUAAUAAUAAUAACAACAGCUGCAGCCCCACGGGAGCCAAUGGAAAGCCAUCGAAUGGAGGUAGUGUUGGUGUCGGUGGAAAACCACCGAAAACGAUUCCCCACAGUGCGCCCAUAAUCUCCAGCAAUAGUUUGAAAUCGAUGUUCAAUUUCACGCCCCAGCAGUCCCAGCAAAAUCAGGUCACACCUCCGAGUGCGUCCUCGCCGGUGACCUCAUCGCCACCUCCCCUCACUGCCUACAAGCCAUCAUCGCCAUCGGGAGGAGGAAGCCCCACCAAUCAAGCUAUCAGCCCCAAAUACACGUCCCAGUCGACUUUCGAUCUGAAGAAGACGCAAAUUCUCGACACCAAGUAUCUAACACAACAGCAACAGAGCCCGGCCCAGAUCGGACCACUGCCUCCACCGGCCACCGGCCCGUGCAAUGAAACGAUCAAUAAUACCAAUUAUCUCAAUCAUCCGGCCAUCGGUGGCUGCGGCCAGCAAACUGUAAAUAAUUGUAACGAAAAUUCAGAAAAAUCCGACUGCUUCGAAACGAGCACGACCACCACCACGAUCACUGGCACGAUCACCGUUUCCGAGCCAGCGCCAGUGGAAGCGAACCAAAACGGAGGCACCAACACCACCAGCAACAGCUCCAAACUCGAUGCGUUUUCGGUCCCGGAGCUCGAAGAAGAUCCGUCGUCGAUCAGCAGUAGCAACAACACCUCGAUCUGUGCGGAAGCAAACCAAUCCACGGCGGUUGAUUCGUCGAUCGCUGAAGAAUCGAUCAUCACCGCGCUAGAACGUGUCACCAAGGAGAUCAACCUCGAGCCGGCUUGUGUCCUCCUCGAGUCGCCCCCGAUCGCACCCAAAGUAGUCCAACGGACGGAGAUCGUCCUGCGAGUGGGAGCCCCCACUUCGGAAGCAUCCUCGCAAACCGACGACGAACCCGCUGAGUCAUCGUCGUCCCCGUUGAUCACACCUCGAUCACCCACCCUCACUAGCAGCUCAUCAUCGUCGAUCGCCCUCGGAAUCGCCGAACUGGUCCUCGAUCCUCACAGCACCGGCAGCAAUAGGCACUCGGUGGGUACCUCGACAUCCCCGCCCAGUACACCGACCGGCGUCAAAUCGUCCGGGAGUUUCCUGGCCAAGGCGUGCGCGGCGGCACCCCGGAAGGUGCACCCGGAGGAAAUCGACUGUGAUAAGCUGUCGCACGAUCUGAUCAGUCAGCUGUCGCCCUCGGAUAAGCUGCACACCAUACUGGCUCCCAAAACGUUCAAAUCGUCCUCCGAUUAUGUUUCUGACCUGUUCAACAUUCAAAUAGCGCCCCGACCGAUGAAGAAGGAUGCCUCGACGGCGAUGCCGGAAGUCAGUCCACAGAAAAGCCCGCUGGAUAUUCUGACCACCAGUUCGACCUACUUUCAAGUGUCGGAACCGAAGGCCAAGCUGAUGACCCGCUACAGCCGCGAGAUGACGCUAAUCAAUGGCGAUUGCUGUGAUCUGACCAAGAAGAAGGAGGAGCUCGUCCAACGUCUUGGCAAAAAGUUACUAGUCCUGUCGAACGAGCAAACGAGCAUCGCCGAGGAGAGCAACGCCAACGACAUGCUCGGCAACGACGUCGCUCUGAAGGUGGCCCAAAAGGUUCGGCCCAGCGAUGCGUCCAAGUUCCGUUCCUACGUCGACGACGUCGGCUACAUCACCAUGCUGCUGUUGUCCCUCUCGGGACGGCUGGCACGAACCGACAACGCCCUGCACUGCAUCGUUGACGAUUCCCACCCGGAUAAGAAAAUCCUCGAAGCCAAGCGGGAUCGACUGCUGGAACAGUUGGACGAAGCCAAACAGCUCAAGGACGACAUCGACCGGCGGGGGGCGAUCAUCUCCAAGAUCCUGGAGAAGUCCCUCACGAUCGAGGAGUACGCCGACUACGACUACUUCAUCAACAUGAAAGCCAAGCUGAUCGUGGACUCGCGGGAGAUCGCCGACAAGAUCAAGCUGGGCGAGGAGCAGUUGGCCGCCCUCAAGGACACCCUGGUGCAGAGCGAAUGUUGACCGUUCGGGCUUCGGGUUCCGUGAUCCGUGUUUUGUUUUGUGUAUAGAUAGGAUAUACAAGUGAUGUUACUCAUGAAGUCGUUCGUUUCACCUAGGCACUCUAGUAUUAGACCAGUGUAGAAUGUGUAAUUUGAGUUUUUUUUAUUAAGGAAAACCGAGUUAACUCUUUCGAGAGGUAAAAUAAUAUUCGACCGGCUGUUGAGUAGAGUUAGGAUUAA
This is a messenger RNA of Aedes aegypti (yellow fever mosquito), 8540 nucleotides long. RefSeq names its product protein Shroom. The coding region runs from base 2791 to 8322 and encodes 1843 amino acids. Lineage: Eukaryota; Metazoa; Arthropoda; Insecta; Diptera; Culicidae. Gene Ontology annotation, cellular component: adherens junction; cortical actin cytoskeleton; apical plasma membrane. Gene Ontology annotation, molecular function: actin filament binding. Gene Ontology annotation, biological process: actin filament organization. The transcript is spliced from 12 exons. The record is from RefSeq and is a predicted model, not a curated record.